Molecule: messenger RNA, 102 nt
Organism: Caenorhabditis briggsae
Lineage: Eukaryota; Metazoa; Nematoda; Chromadorea; Rhabditida; Rhabditidae
Exons: 1
Coding region: 1-102 (33 amino acids)
Source: RefSeq, a predicted model, not a curated record
AUGGAUCGAGCAGAUCUUUAUGAGAAGAACGAAGCUGUCGCCCAACAAAGAAGAGAUGUCGUCAAUUAUUAUUUCUCUGGUGAGAGCUGCGAAUUUCCAUGA